Molecule: messenger RNA, 673 nt
Organism: Prunus mume (Japanese apricot)
Lineage: Eukaryota; Viridiplantae; Streptophyta; Magnoliopsida; Rosales; Rosaceae
Source: RefSeq, a predicted model, not a curated record
AUUAUUAUAUUAUAUCUGCAAAACAUUGCGAGCCAGGAAGUGUACGGACUGGUCAAAGGCCAACCAAACCAACCAUCGUGAAUUUGCGAUUCAAGGUUCACAAAGAACACAAGAAAGAACAAACAGACAAUAAACCCAGAUGAGCAGCUGCUCUUCCAUGGCUUCCCUUCUCAUCACACCCCCCACUGCUACUCUGCAACUCAAGGAAGAUCGCAUGAGGGUCGGCACUGUAAUAACGAACCCAUCAUCCAAAAUUGACCAAACUGGUCUGAGAAAUUCUAGACGUCAUGGGCGGUGUUUUGUGACAAAAUCCAAGAUGACCGUUGAAGGAGAUGUGCUUGAGAAACAAUCAGUCAGUGUUCAGGACAAAAAUGAUUUUGGAGUUGUUAGUGUCCACCAUGUUGGAUUGCUGUGUGAAAACCUGGAAAGGUCGCUCAGCUUUUAUCAGAAUCUUCUUGGUCUUGAGAUAAAUGAGGCUAGGCCUCAUGACAAGCUUCCCUAUAGAGGUGCUUGGUUGUGGGUUGGUUCUGAGAUGAUUCAUCUUAUGGAGCUUCCCAAUCCUGAUCCUUUAACUGGAAGACCUGAGCAUGGAGGCCGCGAUCGUCAUACUUGUAUUGCAAUCCGAGAUGUGGCUAAGCUGAAAGCAAUCCUUGACAAAGCUGGCAAGUGUUAA